Molecule: messenger RNA, 9126 nt
Organism: Pangasianodon hypophthalmus (striped catfish)
Lineage: Eukaryota; Metazoa; Chordata; Actinopteri; Siluriformes; Pangasiidae
Gene: obsl1a
Product: obscurin like cytoskeletal adaptor 1a
Exons: 24
Coding region: 259-6828 (2189 amino acids)
Molecular function (GO): protein binding
Source: RefSeq, a predicted model, not a curated record
AUCCAAUACAGAUGAGCCAAACACAUCUCCACAUAUAAAGGAAGCUUGACAGUAACAGGAAAAGCUGGAGGGAAUUGCACUACUUUGGAAUUUAUUAAAGGUCAGCUGCAUUUCUAGCAGUGUUGUAUGGUCACCAACAGCUUUUCUAUCUUCAUCAAUCUGUACACCAAAGUUUGAAAUUUAGUAAAGAAAGCCAGGAGUGCUUAAUUUUAAUAAAGACAAUUUCAUAUUGCAAGCCUUCACUAAAUAACAGCAGCCAUGGAUGUGUUUGGUGGUGCCCCCCGUGUUCUUGGAUACCCACGUUCAGUUCUGGUGAAAAGUGGGUCAGAUGCAGUCCUUAAAUGUCAGAUCAGUGGAGAUCCAAAACCUGAUGUGUUGUGGGAGAGACUGAAUGAACCCAUUAUCCCUGAGGGUCGCUACUGCAUUACCCAGGAUGGCAACGUGUGCACCCUCUCCAUCUAUCAGGUCACUCUGGAAGAUGCUGGACAGUACAUCUGCAGAGCUAAGAACAGCAUUGGGGAUACUUAUGCAGCUGCUACUCUUAAAGUAGAAGAGGAAACCCAAAAUGUUCAGAUGAUGUAUCCCCUGCAAGAACAACAGCAAAUUAUGGUUAUUCCACCAAAACAAGAAAUAAAAAAUCUCAAGCAGCCUUUGUCGGACAUGGAGGCAGAUCUUUUUCAGGACAACAAACCCCGGUUCCUCAUCAAACCUCUGUCCUUGAGAGUAGAUCAAGGAGAAGAUGCUGCCUUCUCAUGCAAGCUUUGGGGUAAUCCCUUAUCUGAGGUUGUGUGGGAGAAAGAUGGCAAGCAAGUCAAUGAGAUCUAUGAGAGCUCACACUUUUGCAUCAGCCAACAAAAUGAAGGAUGGUUCCAGCUGAAGAUCUUCCAAACACGAGCCCCAGAUGGAGGAGUCUACACCUGCAAAGCAGUCAAUCAGUAUGGUGAAGCUGUGACUGGAGCUGUAUUGUUGGUUGAAAGUAUGCCUGAGCAAGUCGGGAAGAACCGUCGAAAUGGCUACACCAAUGGCCACUCAUCUCCAGACCAGAAUGACAUGCAUUCAAAAUGGAAAUACUCAUGUGAGAAGGACACAUACUCAAGAGGAAAGCACCUGAAUGUGGCUAAGGCCAAGAAGUUCAUGAUCACAGAAGGCAAACAUGCCAAAUUUCGUUGCUAUGUAACAGGUAAACCCAAACCUGAGAUCCUGUGGAAGAAAGAUGGGGAAUCAAUUGUGCCUGGACGACGUCACCUAGUGUUUGAGGACAGGGAGGGGCACUAUACUUUGAAAGUUCUUUACUGCAAGCAGCAAGACACUGGGCUGUACAUCUGUACUGCAUCAAACACACUGGGGAACACAUUAAGUGCUGUACAACUCUCUGUAAAAGGGCCCCCAGUGCAGUUCAAACGGGCUCUGCAUGACAUGGAAGUGAGGGAAAAGGAUGUUGCCAUUCUGGAGUGUGAGGUUCCAGAAGAGUCUGUCCCCACCGUAUGGUACCUAGAAGACCAGAGACUUCAGCCAGGGAGUAAAUAUAGCAUGGAACAGAAUGGAACAAGACGGCGUCUUACUAUACAAGAUGUAGGGGCAGACGAUGAUGGAGUCUAUGUAUGUGAGAUGCCUGAUGGUGGGAAAAGCAUUGCAGAAUUAUCAGUAAAGGGUCCAAUUGUAAAGAAGCUUCCUCACAGAAUGCAAGUGCUGGAAGGUGAAAACGCAGCUUUCUGUGUUGAGGUCGAUGGGGAGGACAUGGAAGUGUACUGGUUUAAAGAUGGCAUGCAGUUACAGGAAACACAUCAGACCAUUAUCAAAUCCUUUGGGAAAACACACAUCCUGGUCUUUGUAAAUACAUCUUACCAAGACUCUGGCACAGUUACUUGCAUGGCAGGCAGAUCUAGCACAAGCUGCAAGCUACGCAUAAAAGCAAUAAGACACUGUCCACCCAAUUGUCCUGUUGGAGUCCAGAUGAAUGCAGACUGCCAAAAUGGUGUUGUUUUGUCAUGGUCACAUUCCCCAAACCUGCAGAAUUCCACCAAGUUCAUGUACCAAGUAGAAUUCCAGGAGAUUGGCUCUCAGGAGUGGGAGCGCUGUUUCACCACAGAGACUGGCACCUUGGCUGAGAUCCUGGGUGACAGUGUGCCAUGUGAGGGUGACUAUCGCUUCCGUGUCUGCUGUGUUAACAAAUAUGGCAGGAGUGAUCAUGUGGAGUUCCCUAAAUCAGUGCAUCUGGUCCCAGGUCCAAAGAUAAAAACACCAUUGAAGAACACUAGGGUGACUGAGGGGGAGGAUGCUGUGUUCUCCAUCGAGCUCUCCACUGCUCAGAUUGGCACAUGGUUUCUCAAUAGCACUCAGCUGCAAAGAAGUGAAAAUCUUUGCAUCAGCCAGUCAAAGAACAUCCACACUCUGCGGUUUUGCAAUGUGUUGAGUGUGUAUAAUGGAGCUGAGAUCACAUUCAUUGCCAGCGGAGUCCGUGACUCAGCAGUCCUUCAGGUGCAAGCUGCUGUGAAUAAGUUCAUCCCUCUGCCAAAUGAGGAUAGCAAUAAGAGAGUACAGGCUGGAAACCCCAUUGUGCUGUACUGUGAGAUCUCAAACCCCAUAGCUGCUAUCUGCUGGUUCAAAGAUGGGCAGGAGCUUCAUCAAGAAGAAGGGCUGAACAUACAAGCCGAUGGCAACAUGAGGAGGAUUGUUAUCCAUUCAUCAGAAUAUUUCCACUCUGGAGUGUACACCUGCCAAACUGAUGAUGAUAUUAUCACCUUUAACGUGAAUGUUGAAGGGCCCCCAGUAUCAUUUAAAGAAAUUCCAUUGGAGGAGAGGCACAAAAGCACCAUGGAGCUGGACCCAGUGGUGCUGCACUGUGAGCUCUCUAGGCCAGAUGCCACUGCCCACUGGUUUAAGGAUGGUAUAGAGGUCUUCCAGAAUGACAAUGUCACCAUUAAAGCUGAAGGCACCAUGCAGUGGUUUAUCAUCAGAUCAGCAAAUUUGUCUGAUUCUGGCACAUACACAUGCCAAGCAGGAGAAAAUACCAUGUCAUUUACAGUCACUGUUAAAGAACCACCAGUGAUGAUUGUGGAACCAAAAGAUGACAUCCACUUAGAUCGCUAUGUCUCAGAGGAAAUUACAUUGAGCUGUGAGCUCUCUCGUUCAAAUGGAGCGGCAUGCUGGUUUAAGGAUGGACUGAAGGUCCAGGGUAGUGAAAAUGUUCGGCUGAGUGCUGAAGGCCCAUACAGGAGGUUAACCAUCAUCUGUGCCAGCAGAAGGGACUCGGGAGAAUAUUUAUGUGACACAGGUGGUGAUACUGUUUUCUUCCAGCUGAAUGUCACAGAAGCUCCAGUGCACAUUUUGUCCCCUAGCGAGUCAGAGGUGGAAGUAUGCAUAUUGAGAUCGGAAAGACUUGUCCUCAGUUGCGAGAUCUCAAAGCCAGAGGCUAAAGUGUGUUGGUACUGUGAUAGCAUGGAGGUAGAGGAAAGCAAUAAUCUUAUACUGGAGGAAGAUGGCGUUCACCGCAGGCUGGUUAUACUUCAGACCACUAUAGAUGAUUCAGGAGAGUAUGUGUGUGAAACUGCAGAUGAUUCUGUGAUCUUCUGGGUGAAAAUAGAAGAACCGCCUGUUAAACUCUCUUGCUCCAAAAUGACAGGCAGUGAUAUUCAGGCUUUCUCUGGGGAAGCAAUGAUACUGGAGCUAGAGGUUUCACGUGAGAAUGCAGAGGUGUGCUGGAUGAAGAAUGGUAUGAAGGUGGAGGAAAGUAGCAAUGUCACCAUUACUGUGGAUGGCCUUAUUCGCAAAUUAUCCAUCCACUCGCCAUCGCUUCUCGACUCAGGCCUUUAUACCUGCAAUGCGAUUGAUGAUACGAUGGACUUUCAAGUUAACAUUACUGAGGCUCCACAGAAAAUCCUGAAAAAAGAUGAAAUGAAGACAGAAUACAAGGUUUUGUUGUCUGAUGACAUUGUAUUGGAAUGUGAGCUAUCCAGGCUAAACACAGUUGUAAGGUGGUACAAAGAUGGAAGCCCUAUUGAGGAAAAUGGACAUUUCUGUUUUGAGGAAGAGCAGGCUUUUAGAAGACUAGUCAUCCUAUGUGCUGAGCUGGAGGACUCUGGGGAAUAUUUACUUGAUGCAAAAGAUGACAGCAUUUCAUUUCAUGUCACUGUAGAAGAGCCUCCUGUGAAGAUUUUGGGGAACUCCGACCAGACUGACUACCAGGAAAUGGUAGCAGGUGAUGACCUGAUUCUGGCAUGUGAAGUGUCACGAGCAAAUGCAACCAUUCAGUGGCUCUAUAAUGGGAAACCUGUGGUCCCUGACUCCCGCACAUACAUUGAGAAUUAUGGCACACUGCACAAACUUAUUAUAUCUGAUAUCCAGUCCACUGACUCUGGGAAAUAUGUGUGUGAUGCCCUUGAUGACCAAAUGGUGACCACAAUUAAAGUCCAAGAGCCCCCUGUAGAGUUUAUUAACAAAGAGGAGACAAUAAUGGUUACGGGUUAUGAGGCAGAAAGCAUCACUCUGACAGCCGUGGUGUCCAGGCCAAAUGCUCCUGUGCGCUGGUUGAAGGACUGGACUCUGGUGAGUGGAGAACGUUUCAGCAGCACCUCUCAGGGCCUGAGCCACACCUUCACCAUUGAGCCGCUGAAGAGAUCUGACAGUGGCGAGUACACAUGCGACGCCAUCACAGAUGAGCUGCACUUUAGCUUGCUGGUUAAAGAGAUGCGCAUUAAGUUUGUGAAGCCACUGUUUGAUACUGUGGCACACAGGGAUGGCAUGAUCACACUGCGAUGUGAAGUGUGUAAGUCCAAAGCUGACGUGCAGUGGCUGAAGGAUGGUGCAGAGAUCACACCAAGCCGGCGUUUCUCCAUCCGGGCUGAUGGUGUGGAGCGGAGCCUCACCAUCCACCGCGUUGCCAAAGAGGACGCUGGAGAGUAUGCCUGCAAGUCCAGGGAUGACCGGACCAGUGCUCGAGUCAGAGUGGAGAUGCCUCGUGUGGUGGAAUUCCUGACAGAGCUCCAAAACACCACAGCGAUGGAGGGCGAGGAGGCAAUGUUUAAGUGUGUGGUGUCUCCCAGUGAUGUACAGAUGAUCUGGUUCAUGGAUGGAGAAAUCAUCAACCCCAGCAAGCGUUUCAAAAUUGAACAGAAUGGCCUGUGCCACACUCUGAUCAUUCACAAUGUCCAGUUACUAGACUCCUGCAGGAUCACAGCAGAGGCGGAAGGACUUGUGUCCAAAGCCAUCCUCAAAGUUCAGGAGAUUCAAGUACUGUUCACUAAAAAGAUGGAGGUGGUGAUGGCCGAGGAGUUUGGCGAGGCCAUUCUUGAGGUAGAGGUGAAUGUGGAGUCAGGGGAGGUCCAGUGGAUAAGGCAGGGUGUAGUGAUCCAGCCCAGCCCACGUCACACUCUUACUCAGAACAGGUGCAAGAGAAGCUUGAGGAUCACGAAUGUAAGUCAAUCUGACCGUGGCACCUACCGCUGUGAGAGUCUCCAUGAUCACACACAGGUUAAACUCAAUGUGGAGCCCAGAAAGAUCACUACAAACAAGGGGUUGAUGGAUAUUGAAACCUUCGAAAGAGAAACUGCCUCGUUUGAGGUGGAGCUGUCCCACACAGAUGUGAAGGGUGUUUGGCAAAAGGACGGAUUGAGGAUUAAAAACAGCACCACGAAACGAGUCAGCUCCAGUGGACAUGUACACAGCCUCACACUCACCAACCUCACAUUGGAGGACACAGGAACCAUUGUCUUCUCUGCAGAGGGACUCAGGACCUCAGCCCAGCUCUUGGUCAAAGAAACACCAGUAUCACUCAUAAAGAAGCUGUCAGAUAUCAGGCUGGAGGAGGGCUCCUUGAUCACACUGGAGUGUGAGCUGUCCAGACAAAAUGUGGAUGUCAAAUGGCUGAAGAAUGGAUUGGAGCUUAAGUCAGAUAAAGGUUUGAGGAUCUACAUGAUGAAACGGAAGCAUUGUCUGCAGAUUAUGGAGAGUAGUGUCAAUGACUCUGGCCUCUACACAUGUAACAUUGGUGACCUCUGCACAUCCUGCAAACUUGAAAUCUAUGAGCGGCAGUUGGAAAUUGUCACAGCGCUGGAAGACCUGUAUGUUAAUGAGGAGCAGAACGCUGUGUUUAUGUGUGAGGUGUCCAUGGAGAAUAUGUCUGGAGACUGGUACAAGAAUGGCCAAAGAAUCCGGCCAAGCAGCACCAUCAAGACUCGCCAAGAGGGAAAAAAGCACUUUCUCCUAAUAUGCAAUGUUACAUCAGAAGAUGCUGGAGAGAUCAAAUUUGUUUCUAAACAAGUUGAAUCAGUUGCCUACCUUGAGGUUCAAGAACUCCCAGUGAGCAUUGUGCGCCCGUUGAGGAACCGCACAGCACUGGAGAAUCAUCGAGUUAUACUGGAGUGCACUGUGUCAUCCCCUCACUCUGAGGUCAGCUGGCAUAAAGGUGACAUAGAGCUGGAGUCGUCUGAACACAUGGAUAUUAUCAGUGAGGGCUGCUACCAUAAGCUGGUCAUCCAUCGGGUGGCAGUAGAAGACGAGGGGACCUACCGCAUUGAAGUGGGCAAACACACCUCGACAGCCAAACUGCUGGUGGAAGCACAGUCCAUAAAGGUAUUGAAAGAGCUGCAGGACAUGGAAGUGAGUGCUUCAGAGCCAGCUCAGUUCCAGUGUGAGGUGUCUGUACCUCUCGUGAAACCACCCAUGUGGAGCCUUAAUGGAGAAAACCUGCAUCCAGGAGCCGACAUUCUUGUGGAGAACAAAGGAACUGUCUACAGCAUAACAUUUAAAAAGACCAGUUUGGACAUGAGUGGAAUAGUCAGAUUCACUACUGGGAAAGCCAAAAGCAGUGCCAAACUGAAAGUCAUAUAGAGAGUACUGCACUCAACAAGCAAAUCAGAAAUGUAUAUGGUAGGUUAGUAGUGAGGCAAGAUAGUAGGAACAUAAACAGAAUUACACUCAUUAGUCUGUGCAUAUUUACUAAAACCUUUCCUGGGAUAUGGUCAAUUUUCACACUGCCAUCUCAAUGUCAGCAUAUUUCAGUAUUAAGGCUUAUAGAAAUUUGUAUUUCUGGUCUAAAUUCAUUACCUUGGGGGGGAUUAGACUUUUCUUAGAACAACCAACUUCAGUAUCAGUAUUGUAUUCAGAUAGUAACAUGGAGAUAUUUGAUAUGAGGUAUUAAUUCAAUCAGAGAUUUGCAUACAAUCCCCACAUUCCCAUGUUCCCAUUACAAUCAUGAUGCAUAAAUAAUUAUAUUAAACUUCUCAAAGACAUUGCAAAACAAUUAUUUCAUGAUAAUUAAAAAUAAACUUGUGAACAUAUUUACACUUUCACUUAAAACUGAUUCUGAUUUUUGCAGGAAAAAGCAGCAGAAAUCUAAACUUACUAGAAUGUUUUGCUAGGUGGUUGCUGUGCUAACCCUGUUGGUUGCUAGUUGGUUGCUAUCAUCUUCCAGUUUGUUGUUGGGUUGUUGCUAGGUUGUAGCUAUGCUAACCCAGUUGGUUGUUAGGGCACUGCUAAGUGGUUGCUAUCGUAACCCAAUUGGUUGCUAAUGCAUUGCCAUGCUAUCCCAGUAGGUUGCUAGGGUGUUGCUAGGUGGUUGCUAUGCUAACCCAGUUGGUUGCUAGGGUGUUGGUAGGUGGUUUCUAUGCUAGACUAAUUGGUUGCCAGGGUGUUGCUAGAUGGUUGCUAUGGUAUCCCAUUUCGUUGCUAGAGUGUUCCUAGGUGGUUGAUAUGGUAACCUAAGUGGUUACUAGGUGGUUGGCUAUACUGAUCCAGCUGGUUGUUAGGGUUUUGAUAGGUGGUUGCUAUGAUAUUCCAAGUGUUUGCUAGGGAAUUUGUAGAUGUUAUGACUAAAAAAUAAAAGCACCCUGAAAGCACCAUAUGGAAAAAUGACCCAGUGGCAACCAUAAUUUCGAGAUUUCCCAAAAGGACAAGCACCCCAUUUCUAUAUGGGAUCUACGUCUGUGCUGAAUUUUUUGUUUGUCAAAAAUUGUGACCUGUAAAAAAGGUAGAAAUUUUCAAAUAUAAUAAUAAUCAUAAUAAGAAUAAUAAGAAUAAGGAGAAGAUGGUUUUGUUGAACAGUAUGUUGGGUCUGUCAAACCAAAUUAAUAAAAUGAUAAACUUUCGAAUAAGUCAAAAUUAUUAACACCUCAAUUUUAGCUUUAUGAUUAAUAAUUAUGUAUCACUGUUGCACUGUUGCAGAGUGUGGGACGAGGCAUGAAGGAAAAACAUUUCACUACAUUAAUACAUCACAUGUAUGUAAUGUAUGUGCCAAAUAAAGAACCUUGAACCUUAAUAAUAAUCAGUGACUUGGUUUCUGAAGGCUUAGUUCUGAAUAGUUUGGCUUCUUGCAAUACCAAAGUAAUAGACAGCAAUAAAAUAUUCAAUAAAAUAGAAUUUAUUGAAAUUCAGGGAAGAAAGAAGAAACAGUAAUUGACUACUAACUAAGAACUUCUAAUCCUAACUAGGAGCAGACAAAGGAGAGUUGUGUUUGUGUGUACAAGAAAAAGGGAGUGAGGAAAAGGAGGAGGGAGUGUGUGCAUGUGAUAGGGAGAGAGAGAGAGAGAGAGAGAGAGAGAGAGAGAGAGAGAGCGUGUGAGCAUCUGUGCAUGGAUGUGUGCUUUGCUCUAGAGUAAGGGUGGCAAACUCAAAUUCUGCCUGGGCCACAUCAGACCCCAAAGGGUCAUAAUUAAAGUCUAUUCUAAUCUUUUUCUCUCUUUUUUUUUUUUGUUAAUACAUAUUUAACAUAUUCCAUCAACUAACACCAAUAAUCUAUAGGCUCUGAAAUAGGAUAUAGGAUGUUUCUAUAGUAAGGGUUAACAGAAACUAUUAAAGGGUAUACCACAUUACGUAAUAACAUCCCAGCUGCUGUGAUGAGAAACAGGAUUAACCCAUUGGGUGAUGCAAUAUUUUAUAUAAUUUUAUUCUUUUAUUAUUCCUAAGGUUGCUAGGGUGUAGCUAGGUGGUUGCUAUGCUAACCCAGUUGGUUGCUAGGGUGUUGGUAGGUGGUUUCUAUGCUAGACUAAUUAGACUAACAAUAUAGUUAUCGUUUUAACUUUUCUUUCUCCCUUCCUUUUCUUUCUUCCUGCACUUUAACUGUCUGUGAGCUGCUGUGAUAAGUGAAUUUCUCCACUGUGGGCUCAAUAAAGUUUAUCUUAUCUUAUCUUA